UUGACUGUAUUAACUAACGUUACCGCAGCAAAGCCAUUUGAAACAUGUAUUCAGCCUUUACUGGAGGGAUAUCAUCUUUAUUAACCCUAAAAUACAGUUUAAAGUAAAUGUCAAAUGAGUGAAGUGGCAGGGAGUUACGUUAUUUUGGUCACCAUCAAGUUUGUUUUCUGUUGUUUGAUGCACCUGAUGGACUCAUACUUUCUACAAGCUUUAGCUCAGGAGGGUGUUAACCUGAUGUCAAGAUGACCCUUUCAGACAUGACAAGGACCUCUCAGCCAAGAGGGAGGAAUGGCUUGUCCUCAGUUAAACUCAUGGAGGCCAGGUGGAGAGCAGGACACAGAGGCGAGGAGCUUGGCCGGCCACCGAAAGGGAGACAGAGAGGAGGGACAGACAGACAGAGAGAAGAAGGAGGAGGAAGAGGAGGAGGAGGAGGAGGAAGAGGAGUGGACCUGAAUCUGGAGUCCGGUGAAGCGGCAUCCAGUUUUAGCUUCUGCAGGCCAGCUGUGGAGUACAGAGCUCUGCCCGAGGACUUCAAGCACCAGCUGAGUCGACGGACAGGUGGGAACCUAACCUGGCAUGACGGCCGUGGACAGAAAACCGCGGGAGGCAGAACGGUGAAGCUGCUGCAGCAGCCGGGCACCGAGGCCCUGCAGUACCGAUCCAGUGACAAUUAUGGCAUAUACCACACGAGCCCAACACAGCCCAGCCUGAUCCGCCCCGUCGUUCUCUGGUCACAACAAGAUGUUUGCAAAUGGCUGAAGAAACACUGUCCGCACAACUACUUAACCUACGUGGAGGCGUUUUCCCAACACGCUAUCACAGGCCGGGCGUUGUUGCGUCUGAACGGGGAGAAGCUGGAGAGGAUGGGACUCGUACAGGAGACACUUCGACAGGAGCUGCUGCAGCAGGUGCUGCAGCUCCAGGUGCAGGAGGAGGGACGCAACCUGCAGCUGCUCAGCAGAGGUUCCUUUGGGAAUAUAUCGUAGCCAGUUGUUUUUUUUUUUUUGUUUUGGAAGAAGCUGGGUGCUGUUGAAUGAUGGGAUAUGUCCUCAAACACUCUCACGUGAAUCAGAUCUGUGGAAUAUAAAAAACGUCCAGCGAGCGGCGGCGUGCAGAACUUUUGUCGUCAAGUGGAAGCCGGCAGCUUGAACAGCAGACAUAAUCUUUACGGACUGACUAUGAACUGUGAUGAAGACGCUCCGUGACAAUCUGUCCAUUUAUUGCUUUUAAUGUGUGAUGAAUUAUUAACUGUGUCUCUCUAACUGUCUCUACCUCUCUCUCUCUCUCUCUCUCUCUGUCUCUCUCUGUCUCUGUCAGUUUUUUUUUUUAAAUGUUAUAAUAAACAAAAACAAAUAAAUAAAAAAUAUCAAACCGUCA
Messenger RNA from Acanthopagrus latus (yellowfin seabream), 1377 nucleotides. RefSeq names its product sterile alpha motif domain containing 10a (gene samd10a). Gene Ontology annotation, molecular function: protein binding. The transcript is spliced from 7 exons. NCBI's taxonomy places the organism in Eukaryota, Metazoa, Chordata, Actinopteri, Spariformes, Sparidae. Gene Ontology annotation, biological process: cell surface receptor protein tyrosine kinase signaling pathway. The record is from RefSeq and is a predicted model, not a curated record. The coding region runs from base 243 to 986 and encodes 247 amino acids. Gene Ontology annotation, cellular component: cytoplasmic side of plasma membrane.